Messenger RNA from Babesia bigemina, 225 nucleotides. RefSeq lists its product as hypothetical. Bases 1 to 225 code for a protein of 74 amino acids. The record is from RefSeq and is a predicted model, not a curated record. Lineage: Eukaryota; Apicomplexa; Aconoidasida; Piroplasmida; Babesiidae. The transcript has a single exon.
AUGGCGAUAUGCCAGGGGCCGUGUGUUCGCUGUCACGGCCGGCGGGCAGGGCUGUCAAGCCUGCAUACGCCAACUUUUAUUGCUCUGCGCGAGCCUGAAUACUUACCUAGUGAAACCGAACCGGGUCUCCGAAGAAAAGAUGCUGCAUUAUGUGCCCUUGCGAACGUCUCCCGAAAGCUUGGCGACGAGACGGACGGUAGACACUUCCAGACGCGGCUCCCGUGA